This is a messenger RNA of Cyprinodon variegatus (sheepshead minnow), 1692 nucleotides long. RefSeq names its product stomatin like 3 (gene stoml3a). Gene Ontology annotation, cellular component: plasma membrane. Lineage: Eukaryota; Metazoa; Chordata; Actinopteri; Cyprinodontiformes; Cyprinodontidae. The coding region runs from base 145 to 1014 and encodes 289 amino acids. The record is from RefSeq and is a predicted model, not a curated record. The transcript has 7 exons.
CUGGAUGCUCUGUGGUUCAGGUUACCACACCAAUAGAUUUACAGGAAGCAGUAAGAGCGAAGUGGAUAGACCACACCCUACUGAGAGAAGGGAGGGAAGUAAACAAGUGUGCUGCUGCUUCUCCAUUAUCCGGAUGCUUCACCAAUGAUCUCGACAACAUCCAGCACAGUGGAAAUGGUUACUCAAGGCAAACUUCAGAUAAGUGAAGAAAAUAUUGAAGAUAAAAAUGCAGGAAGGUUGGGAUGCUUUGGUUCAUUGCUAGUCAUCAUAUCGCUACUGUUUAUAGCGCUAACCUUUCCAGUCACAUUGUUUAUGUGUGUCAAGAUAGUGAAGGAGUAUGAACGAGCAGUCAUCUUUAGACUGGGACGGAUCUCGGAUCGGAAGCCUAAAGGACCUGGCCUCUUCUUUGUUUUGCCUUGCACUGAUAAUUUUGUGAAAGUUGAUCUAAGGACAGUAUCUUUUGAUAUCCCUCCGCAAGAGAUCCUAACCAAAGACUCUGUCACUGUGUCAGUGGAUGGAGUUGUGUACUUUCGCAUUCACUGUCCCAUCUCAGCUGUGGCAAAUGUGUCCAACGCACACUCAUCCACACGUCUGCUUGCACAAACCACUCUGAGGAAUGUCCUUGGCACCAAAAACCUUGCAGAACUUCUGUCUGACAGAGAAGGAAUUUCAAUGAGCAUGCAGGAAGCCCUGGCUGAUGCCACUGAUCAGUGGGGUAUCAAGGUGGAGCGUGUGGAGAUCAAGGAUGUGAAGCUGCCUCAACAGCUGCAGAGAGCCAUGGCUGCAGAGGCUGAGGCCAGUCGGGAGGCCAGGGCUAAGAUCAUUGCUGCAGAGGGUGAAAUGAAUGCUUCCAGGGCUCUGAAAGAAGCUUCUCUGGUUAUAGCUGAAGCCCCGUCUGCUCUCCAGCUACGAUACCUGCAGACACUCAGUAGCAUUGCUUCAGAGAAGAACUCCACCAUCAUCUUCCCCCUGCCCAUAGACAUGAUGCAAGGUUUCAUGCAGCGAAAGUCAUAAUUUCUCUAGCUAUCCUCAGUACAAUUAUUAACUUUCUAAAGUUAACCUGUAUCAAAUAAAAAUGAUCUACAUAUAUGCAUAAGACAAAUACAAAACAGACAGCAUUUUACUUACUCUGCUUAUUGUGAUUUAAUCAUUAAAUACAAAGUGCAACAUACAUAGCCAUAACCUCUUAUUAUUAACCAUAGCUAAGUUACUGUUUUGAUUUAAAGGAGGGUGAAUGAAGUAUAACUGAAAAAAAUAAAUACAUUUACAGAAAACAUAUAAAGACAUGCUUUUAUGUAGGCUUAUCUGGAAAAUACUUAAUACAAUAUUUUUUAACAAAAAAACCCACAGAAGGAAAGACAUCCACAUGAUGAAACAGCCUCUCUCUGAUAUUGCAUGUAAACUGUAAACAAAAGCUUUUGUCUUUUAUGUUUGUUCAGUAUAUGAGUACAAGGUAGUGUCCACAGGACACAGAGGCAAUCAGUGCAAUCGGAGAACCUGAUGUAGAGAAAGGCAGCUUCCACGCUCGGUGUAGAGCUGAUUCUCUUCCCGCUGAACAUAAUUAUCUAACAUUAGACACAUCAGCCAAAUAAUUGUUUGAACAGGUUUUAAACAUAAUAUGCUCUAUGAAAUGUAUACAUAAAUAUUGUGAAUUAAAUAAUACUCUACACCUUUUGGAAUAUUUCUAUGCAC